UUCCACAUGUGUGUGACUGUACAGACAGCUCGACAAGUUCUGUAUUAAAGGAAAACACAAGGUGUGAAACACACACACCUGCUGCCCACAGAUACUCGAACACACACUGGUCGAGUCAUGAAGCUGACUGUGCUGCUCUGUUCUGCUCUGCUGCUCUCCUUCUGUGGCCUGUCCCUACAGAAGAAUAAAUGUGGAGACCAUGACGACUGUCCUGAACCCAAGAAGCCCGCACUGGAGGACAUCUUGCUGCCAGAUGAGCUAACUUAUUCUAGCUGUGAGGACAGUGAAGGGAUACACUAUUGCAACUUCCAGUAUGAUCCACUGUGUGGCAGUGAUGGAGGGACCUACCGCAACAGAUGUGAACUCUGCAUGAGCAACAGAUUCAAGAUAAAUAAAGUGAAAGUGAUAUACAGAGGGGAGUGCCAUCCUGUGUCCUGAGACCUGAGACACACCCCUCUGGCUGACCUGAGACACACCCCUCUGGCUUUGUAAUAGGCUCAUCAUAUCAAUUCCCUGCAUCUUGCCUUCUCAAUAAAGUUACAUACUGCAA
This is a messenger RNA of Sebastes umbrosus (honeycomb rockfish), 550 nucleotides long. Its product is annotated as serine protease inhibitor Kazal-type 6-like. Gene Ontology annotation, molecular function: protein binding. Lineage: Eukaryota; Metazoa; Chordata; Actinopteri; Perciformes; Sebastidae. The transcript is spliced from 4 exons. The record is from RefSeq and is a predicted model, not a curated record. The coding region runs from base 118 to 438 and encodes 106 amino acids.